AUGGCUACUUAUUCUCAAUCGACAGGAAAAUUUACUACCUCUGAUGGUACUUCGUAUACUGGCUAUUCUGGUAAUGGAGAGGGUUUAAAUAAUUCUGAUAAAGAAUCUGAAGCAUUUGUUGGUCCGAUUCCUAAAGGUGAAUACACAGUGGCCGGUACAAAUACGUCCAAAGGUCCUACGACAUUGGUGCUAACACCAGCUGCGUCGAAUAAGAUGCAUGGCAGAAAUGGCUUUUUGAUUCAUGGUGAUAAUAAGAAAGGCGAUUACUCAGCGUCAGAAGGUUGCAUUAUCGUUGGACCAGAAGCACGUAAAAAAAUAAAAGUUGGCGAUAAAAUUGUAGUCACUCAGUGA
Molecule: messenger RNA, 351 nt
Organism: Rotaria sp. Silwood2
Lineage: Eukaryota; Metazoa; Rotifera; Eurotatoria; Philodinida; Philodinidae
Source: the annotation of a GenBank genome assembly